AUGUCUGGAAAUGGACCUGAGACUAGGAUUGACCGUGGGCCUGUUCUCUGCUUUGAGUCGUUCAACAACUCAUGUGUGAGAUUUGUCUACCCGUCUGAGAUUAAGAUUGUGCUCUAUUUGUUCUUGAGUGCUAUAGCGCUUACCACAGUAUGUGGAAACCUGCUGGUCAUCAUUGCCAUCAUUCAUUUCAAACAGCUGCACACGCCAACAAACUACCUCAUCCUGUCGCUGGCCGUGGCCGACCUGCUAAUGGGAGGCUUUGUAAUGCCUCCCAGUAUGCUGCGCUCUGUUGAGACUUGCUGGUACUUGGGUGACAUGUUCUAUCGCUAUUAUGCUGUAUGUCACCCGCUUCAGUACCAGAAUAAAAUCACACCGCUCAUUUCCCUCAUUAUGAUUUCCCUAUGCUGGGGUCUGGCAGCCUUUGUUGGAUUUGCUAUGGUAUUUCUAGAACUCAACAUUUUGGGUGCAGAGGAGUUUUAUUUUGAUAAUAUAGCUUGUAAGGGAGCCUGUAUUAUCUUUCAAACCCGCGCAGCCAGCACCAUUUCCUCAAUUCUUGCUUUUGGCCUCCCUGGAAUAAUUGCUGUCAGCAUAUAUCUAAAAAUUCUCCUUGUUGCACGAAGACAGUCAAAAUCUAUACAUCAUUCAGCACACAUGGUCAAGAAAACCAGCAUAUCUAUAAACAAAACUGAGGGGAAGGCCACAAAAACCCUGGCUAUCAUCAUGGGGGUAUUUUUUGUGAGCGUCUCACCGUUUUUCUUCUGUAAUCUAAUAGAUCCGUUUCUUGAUCACAUAAUACCACCGGCCAUAUUUGAUGUUUUUUUGUGGAUUGGAUAUAUGAAUUGUCUGUAUAACCCUUUUGUGUAUGCAUUCUUUUAUAGAUGGUUUAGAAAAGCUCUAAGAAUUAUUCUUUUGGCCAAAGUAUUUCAAGUUAAUUCUUCACAACUUGACUUGAUGGGAAGACGUGAUUAA
Ctenopharyngodon idella (grass carp) is the source of this 969-nucleotide messenger RNA. RefSeq names its product trace amine-associated receptor 1-like. The record is from RefSeq and is a predicted model, not a curated record. NCBI's taxonomy places the organism in Eukaryota, Metazoa, Chordata, Actinopteri, Cypriniformes, Xenocyprididae. Gene Ontology annotation, biological process: G protein-coupled receptor signaling pathway. Gene Ontology annotation, molecular function: trace-amine receptor activity. The coding region runs from base 1 to 969 and encodes 322 amino acids. Gene Ontology annotation, cellular component: membrane. The transcript has 2 exons.